AUUACGCUUCCUGGAAUUUCUACGUAGUUGGGCACUCGCAGCUGCUCUCUGGGCCCUCCGGUGCUGUUUGGAGGCUGAGCCAGUGGGUCAAGGGAAGCCAUGCAAACCAUCCCUGUUGUGGGCUUGGGCACCUGGAAGGCCUCUCCAGGAGAAGUGGUCGAUGCAGUUAAGACCGCUAUCAACUUUGGGUACCGGCACAUUGACUGUGCUUACUUAUACCACAAUGAGGGUGAGGUCGGAAUGGGAAUCAAUUCCAAGAUCAAGGAGGGUGUGGUGAAAAGAGAGGAACUGUUUGUUGUCAGUAAGCUGUGGUGCACCUACCAUAAGAAGUCUUUGGUGAGAACAGCAUGCACCAAUACCCUGAAGGCCUUAAACUUGGAUUACUUGGACCUCUACCUCAUACAUUGGCCCAUGGGUUUCAAGCCCGGAGAUAAAGAUGUGCCUUUGAAUUGCAAUGGCCUGGUAAUACCCAGUAAUACCAGCUUUUUGGACACAUGGGAGGCCAUGGAGGACCUGGUGACUGAGGGACUGGUGAAGCACAUUGGGGUGUCAAACUUUAACCAUGAACAGCUUGAGAAACUUUUAAACAAGCCUGGUUUGAAGUUUAAGCCAAUCACUAACCAGAUUGAAUGCCACCCAUAUCUUAACCAGAAGAAUCUGAUUGAGUUUUGCCAUAAUAGAAAUGUGUCUGUGACAGCUUACCGUCCUCUUGGAGGUUCAAGAGAUGGGGCUGAGUUGUUGGAUGACAUUGUCAUUCGCAAGAUCGCAAAGAAGCAUGGGAAAUCUGCUGCUCAGAUUGUGAUCCGAUUUCAGAUCCAAAGGAAUGUGAUAGUAAUUCCGAAAUCUGUUACCCCAAGUCGGAUUAGGGAGAAUUUCCAGGUAUUUGAUUUUGAAUUAACAGAAAAAGAUAUGGAGGAACUCCUCAGCCUAGACAAGAACCUCCGGUUGGCCACAUUCCCCUUAACUGAACACCACAAGGACUAUCCUUUCCAUAUAGAGUACUGAUGACAGCUUCACUCAGCCCCCUUUGUUCUCAGGCCACCAAGGUUGGCAACAUGGCUCCACCUCUACAAAGGCUGUGCAGUCUCAGUCAGG
Cricetulus griseus (Chinese hamster) is the source of this 1095-nucleotide messenger RNA. Lineage: Eukaryota; Metazoa; Chordata; Mammalia; Rodentia; Cricetidae. The record is from RefSeq and is a predicted model, not a curated record.